AUGGAUUAUACUGCUCUAUAUAGUGAUAAUGACGAUGAUGAACGUAAUGACCUAUUGUUACCAAAUGGACUGAGUAGCAAAGGAAAGGCACCAACCUCUAGCUUCUCAUCAGGGUUCACUCUUCGCAAUUGCUCGGCAUGGGCAAAGAGAAACAAGGUCAUACUCAUUGUAGUUGCAGUUGUAAUUAUAUGUAUCAUAGCAGUUACUGUAAUACCAGUGGUCAUAUUACAUUACAAACCAAUACAAGUACUAUCGGAUAAUUGCUCAACUGAUGGAGCAAGAUUGGUUAGCGUAGCACUGGAAGGUACGAUGGCAUUUAGCAAGUUGUCAACUAUGUGUAUUUCAUUCGGAAACAGACUGUCUGGUUCAAGUUCACUGGAACAGGCGAUAACCUGGAUACAGGAGCAGAUGACUGCCGAUGGCUUGGACAACGUUCAGACACAGCCCGUCAUGGUCACACAUUGGGUUCGUGGCAAUGAAUACGCCUCGAUCCAACUGCCAUACACAAAGAAGAUGAACAUACUUGGUCUUGGUGGAUCGGUCAACACAUCAUCCAAUGGCAUCACAGCAGAUGCUAUUGUUGUAUCCAGCUUCGAAGACUUGACUAUCAACUAUCCAAACUGCACUGGCAAGAUCGUGGUGUUCAACGCACCAUUCACAAACUACUCGGCAACAGUCUCUUAUCGUUCGGGUGGCGCAUCUGCAGCAGCAGCCUGCGGCGCCAUCGCUGCGUUGGUACGCUCAGUCACUCCUUUCUCUCUGGGCACUCCACACACUGGCACUUUGCACUACGACGAGGCACAUCCCAAGAUACCAUGUGCAGCGAUCACUUUGGAGGAUGCAGAUCUGCUUCAAGGCAUAUUCAACAUGAACAAGACCAUCCAGAUCAAUCUCUACAUGGAGGCACAGACAAUGCCACAGCUGGCCGCAUCCCGCAACGUGAUGGGAGAGGUCACAGGCUCGGACCUGCCCGAGCAAGUGGUCGUCAUUGGUGGACACGUCGACAGUUGGGACGUGGGCCAAGGAGCCGUCGACGAUGGAGUAGGCAUCAUGGUGGCGUGGGAGGCCGUGCGUCUGAUCAAGUCACUGGGCAUCACACCAAGAAGGACGAUCCGCGUUGUCGGAUGGACUAACGAGGAGAACGGUGCUGCAGGUGGCCAGGCCUAUGCCGAAAGCCAUUUGAACGAGACAUUCUUCUCGAUCGAGACGGACAAUGGUGCCACCCAGCCUCUUGGAUUUGCCGUGCAAGGCGCGUCCUCGGCAACGAUGCGUGCACUUCAAAAGCUGUCGGAUGAGGUACUCAUGGAUCUGGGCGCCAACAACAUCACCACGGGCGACUCGGGCGAGGACAACAGCUUCCUGAUCGUUCCCAACAAGAUACCCGGUGCCAACAUGGUCGUCAACAUGACACAGUACUUUUGGUAUCAUCACUCAGAGGGUGAUGCCAUUGACAAGGUCAACCCCAAAGAGAUGGAUCAAUGUGUAGCAACACUGGCUUCGAUGGCCUUGUGCAUAGCCAAUUUCAACGGAGACCUACCAUCAUAA
Molecule: messenger RNA, 1545 nt
Organism: Acytostelium subglobosum LB1
Lineage: Eukaryota; Evosea; Eumycetozoa; Acytosteliales; Acytosteliaceae
Exons: 4
Coding region: 1-1545 (514 amino acids)
Biological process (GO): proteolysis; peptide catabolic process
Molecular function (GO): metallodipeptidase activity
Source: RefSeq, a predicted model, not a curated record